Molecule: messenger RNA, 1417 nt
Organism: Anolis sagrei ordinatus
Lineage: Eukaryota; Metazoa; Chordata; Lepidosauria; Squamata; Anolidae
Product: lipid droplet assembly factor 1
Source: RefSeq, a predicted model, not a curated record
AAUAGCCUGUUGGAGGUGCCAGAGGAAGGGCAGAGAGUCCGGAACCUCCUCCAGUAGCCCACUGCAUUUUUGUGGAGGAGAAGGCGUUCCUCCCUUUGUAACCAGCUAGUUUUCUGUCCUGAGCAAUCUUUUUCUCCUUUGCCGAACUGUUCACUUGUCUGCAUGAGACUGCGCCUCACCUGUGGCUACAAGGUUCCUUGCUUUAAGAAUGCACUAAGUUGUUUAUAAGAAGACCCCAGACGUGAACUAAAAAUUCCACUAUGUCAAAAGAAAUUAAGGAACUCCAGAAACGAUGGAACUCCAUGAUGGAAAGUGUUCACAGCAACCCUCACGUAGUUGCCUUUAUGAAUUCCCGAGUUGGACGAUACUUGGAUGACCACCCUUUUGUCGCCCUGUCCCUGCUGAUCUUCAUGGCAGCCUCCGCAAUUCCUAUCGCCUUCUUUUUGCUUUUUGUUGCUGUCACAGCUGUCACUGCCUGCGUUGGAGUGAUUCUCAUGGAAGGGCUUUUAAUCUCGCUGGGAGGUGUCACCCUGUUUUGUGUGCUUGGCGGAUUGGGAAUGCUGUCCCUUGCAGUGUCUGGGGUACUGAGUGUUUGCUACGUGUCUCUUACAACUCUGCUGAAUUACUGGCCCGUUCCAAACAGCCUGUCAAAAAAAGAAAUCACGAACGGAAGCGCUUUCUUACCAAGCAGUCCUCCUGACUUAGACCAAGAUGCAGCUAAUAAGAAGAGUGAAUAAAUUGAAGCUUGGAGUCUGUUCUUGGAAAACACCCAGAGCAUUGUUACAUUUUCAAAACAUUUAGAAUGGUAAAGGCUUGGUUUGGCGCUUAUAGAAACCGGAGGGCGAUUUUUCCCUCCUGGCAUUGUUUAUAAUGACUGGACCCUCGUUAAAAGUGUGAGUAACUCUUAUCCAUUUAGGGUACAUCCAUGUCUGCUGGUUUUACAGCUUGUUAAACUUGAGAGUUGGAAAGUCUUAUACCUGGCAGGAGUUAAAACUCAAUUGUGCAGGUAACCAUACUUUUCCAAUUGUGAAAACUUAAAUCCAAGCCUUAAGUUUUCUUAUAUUGUAACAGAAAAUGGAGCUUUUAACAUACAAUAAGUAGAAAAAAGACUGCCUCUUUUAUGAAUGUGGACCUUUUUUAAAAAAUAGCUUAAGCACUUUUGUUCUGUGUUUUAAAUUAUUCAGAAAUGAUAAGCCUAACUUUUUUUUCUUUUUGUGGUAUUGUGAGUUUGUGAGCUCUGCAAAAUACUAACUGGUUCAAUAUUGUGCCUUAUUUUAUCUGUGUGAAUACAUAUAUUUUGUGCCAGGUGUUUCAACACCAUCAAAACAUUUUUUAAAUAAUAACAUUAUUAUAUUAUUGCCUUGCUUCAACUUAUAAUGUUGUUGUCAGAUAAUUAAAAAAGCUUCUGGCUUAUCAA